GGCUCGUCAGUCGGUGGGGGUCCGCCAGGUGACGAGCAUGCCUGAGGGAGUCUCGGAGAGACCAAGCGUUGUGAACAAGGAGCGACGGCCGGAGUCUGCUGCCCGCCGUGGCGGCGGCAGCAGCAGCAGGCGCCUCCGGCGAGCCUCCGGUGGCCAGGGCCGACGGCGGCUCCGCCUCGGCGCGCACGACAAUGUCAGCCUAAUGGUGGUUGGGAGCUCCAGCAAAGACCCGGCACGCAGCCGGCCGCCGCCCCUCCACCGGAUUCCUAAUGAAUUGAGCCGCAAAGUGCGUGCAAUUAAGCCGAGUCAAUGGAAUGGAAGAUCCGACACCUCGACCCGCCCGCCGAGUACCGGCAGCGCAGCGCUCACAGCCCCACAGUGCCGGGGUGCUUCGGACGCCAUGGACAGGACCCGUGCUGCUGCCAGGCAUUUGAGCGUGCAUUGGGAAAACCUUUUGGCACUGUUGAAAAGACUGUUAUACUUGAGCGAAUGUGACGACUUAUCUGUAAAACCGAUUUAGGAGACGAAAAAUUGUGAAGUGACAACUAAUUUUUACAUGACAUUAGGUAAUGCAAGGCACCGCGCUUUUAUAGAAUGUAAUUUUUAUGGUCUCAUCAUUACAUUCUAGUUACAUUAAAAAUAUAAUGUGGCGUGGAAUAUUUUAAUUCCGGCCGAUUCCGACUGUCUUUCGGGCAUCAAGCGUUUUUGUUUCCUUUUGACUUUAAGCGGAGCCGAGAUAAGUUCACUCCA
Frankliniella occidentalis (western flower thrips) is the source of this 750-nucleotide messenger RNA. RefSeq lists its product as uncharacterized. The record is from RefSeq and is a predicted model, not a curated record. The transcript is spliced from 4 exons. NCBI's taxonomy places the organism in Eukaryota, Metazoa, Arthropoda, Insecta, Thysanoptera, Thripidae. The coding region runs from base 38 to 520 and encodes 160 amino acids.